AUGGGAGAGGGUUUAGGGGGUUACAAGGAAUAUGUCGCCGGAAUGAUGGCUGGUCUCGCCACCGUCGCCGUUGGCCACCCUUUCGACACCGUCAAGGUGAAACUUCAGAAACAUAAUACAGAUGUGCAAGGGCUCAGAUACAAAAAUGGACUCCAUUGUGCUUCAAGGAUCCUGCAAACUGAAGGGGUGAAAGGGCUUUAUAGUGGAGCAACAUCGUCGUUUUUGGGAAUGGCCUUUGAAAGUUCGUUAAUGUUCGGCAUAUACUCCCAGGCAAAGCUGUUCUUGCGGGGAACUUCACCAGAUGAUGGGCCACGACCAGAAAUUAUUGUUCCAUCUGCUGUGUUUGGAGGAGCCAUUAUUAGUUUUGUAUUAUGUCCAACAGAGCUAGUGAAGUGUAGAAUGCAGAUCCAAGGCACGGAUUCUUUGGUUCCUAACAUCCGCAGAUACAACAGUCCUCUUGACUGUGCCGUUCAGACUAUUAAAAAGGAAGGGGUAACAGGUAUUUUUCGCGGUGGUUCAGCGACAUUGUUAAGAGAAUGCGUUGGAAAUGCUGUCUUUUUCACUGUCUACGAGUACUUACGGUAUCACAUCCACUCGAAGCUGGAGGAUUCUAAGCUGAAAGGUGGUUACUUGGUCGACAUGGGGAUAGGAGUUCUCACUGGUGGUCUUGGAGGCAUAGCUUGCUGGUCAGCUAUUUUGCCUCUUGAUGUAGCGAAAACCAUUAUCCAGACCUCUCCAGACAAAGCUACUGAGAGAAAUCCUUUGAAAGUGUUGAGCUUGAUUCACAAGAGAGCUGGAAUCAAGGGAUGUUAUGCAGGUUUGGGUCCAACCAUCGUUAGAGCAUUCCCUGCUAAUGCAGCUGCAAUCGUUGCUUGGGAGUUUUCAAUGAAAAUCUUGGGAAUCAAACGUGACUAG
This is a messenger RNA of Microthlaspi erraticum, 915 nucleotides long. The record is from the annotation of a GenBank genome assembly. Lineage: Eukaryota; Viridiplantae; Streptophyta; Magnoliopsida; Brassicales; Brassicaceae.